UUCAGUUCAUCGCUCUAUCUCAAAACCUCCAGAGGUUUGGUCAUCCUCAAGCUUCGAAACCCUCCUCAAAAGUUCGAUGUUCUGCUUAACGUAUGCUCCAAGCGCUUGCCUUCUGUACCCGAAAAGACGAGCUUCUCAAAGAUCAAACCUUGCCCCGACGAGGUUUCGUGUCUGCUCUUCCCUGCCUGGUAAUGAAGACAGAUUCAAAGUUGAGUACACACCUUGGCUUAUUGUCGGGCUGGGAAACCCGGGAAACAAGUUUCACGGGACAAGGCACAAUGUUGGUUUCGAGAUGAUUGAUCAGUUGGCCCGAAGAGAAGGCAUUUUGAUGAACACAAUACAAUCAAAAGCAUUGAUCGGAAUAGGUGCUAUUGAAGAGGUACCGGUCUUGUUGGCUAAACCCCAAACUUAUAUGAACUUCAGCGGUGAAUCGGUUGGAUCUCUCGCUGCACACUAUCAAGUGCCUUUGAGACACAUUUUGCUGAUUUAUGACGAGAUGAGUUUGCCCAAUGGAGUUCUGAAACUCAUACCAAAAGGAGGUUACGGCCAUCAUAACGGACUGAAGAGUGUAAUCGGGAAUUUGAAUGGUCGGAGACAUUUUCCUCGACUGUGCAUAGGCAUCGGGAAACCGCCUGGAAUGAUGGAUUUGAAGGCGUUUCUUCUUCAGAAGUUCAGCCCGGUCGAACGGAAACAGAUGGAUGAAGGGCUCGAACAAGGAGCCGAGGCUGUGAAGACCCUUGUGCUCAACGGAUUCAAUGAAGGCAUCUCGAGAUUUAAUUUGGUGCAGAAGUACAAAUUCCACAGAGUAUGAGAUGAUAGCUACGUUGUACAAAGAUUGUUUGAGAUUUGGUUGGGGAUUUCUGUAUUGAAAGAGUACGGAACAGAACCCAAGAAGCUUCCUUUUCAUUUUUGUAACU
Messenger RNA from Tarenaya hassleriana, 917 nucleotides. Its product is annotated as chloroplastic group IIB intron splicing facilitator CRS2-B, chloroplastic. The transcript is spliced from 9 exons. Bases 77 to 811 code for a protein of 244 amino acids. Lineage: Eukaryota; Viridiplantae; Streptophyta; Magnoliopsida; Brassicales; Cleomaceae. The record is from RefSeq and is a predicted model, not a curated record. Gene Ontology annotation, molecular function: peptidyl-tRNA hydrolase activity.